Trichosurus vulpecula (common brushtail) is the source of this 2014-nucleotide messenger RNA. RefSeq names its product copine family member 9 (gene CPNE9). Gene Ontology annotation, biological process: cellular response to calcium ion. Gene Ontology annotation, molecular function: calcium-dependent phospholipid binding. Gene Ontology annotation, cellular component: plasma membrane. The record is from RefSeq and is a predicted model, not a curated record. Bases 75 to 1730 code for a protein of 551 amino acids. NCBI's taxonomy places the organism in Eukaryota, Metazoa, Chordata, Mammalia, Diprotodontia, Phalangeridae. The transcript is spliced from 21 exons.
CUCUAGGCCCGCAGCGGGGGUCACCCAGAGCCCACGGGAGCUGUCUGUCCACCUCCUUCCCCCCGCUCCAAGCCAUGUCGUUCACUGGAGCCUCAGACCGCAGCGUCCCGGCCACCAAGAUCGAGAUCACCGUGUCUUGCCGGAAUCUGCUGGAUCUCGACACCUUUUCCAAGUCCGACCCCAUGGUGGUGCUGUUCACUCAAACUAGAGCCAGCCAGGAGUGGCGGGAGUUCGGACGCACCGAGGUAAUCGACAACACGCUGAACCCGGACUUCCUACGCAAAUUUGUGCUGGAUUACUUCUUUGAAGAGAAACAGAACCUACGCUUCGACGUGUACAAUGUGGACUCCAAAACCAACAUUUCCAAACCGAAGGAUUUCUUGGGACAGGCAUUCCUAGCAUUGGGAGAAGUGAUUGGAGGGCAGGGCAGUCGUGUGGAACGACCACUCACAGGUGUCCCUGGGAAAAAGUGUGGAACCAUUCUGCUGACUGCAGAGGAGCUCAGUAACUGCCGGGACAUUGCCACAAUGCAGCUCUGUGCCAACAAGCUGGACAAGAAGGAUUUCUUUGGGAAGUCUGAUCCUUUCCUCGUCUUCUACCGGAGCAAUGAGGAUGGCACAUUCACUAUUUGCCAUAAGACUGAGGUAGUGAAGAACACACUGAAUCCUGUGUGGCAACCCUUCACCAUCCCUGUGCGGGCACUAUGCAAUGGAGACUACGACAGGACUGUGAAGAUAGAUGUAUAUGACUGGGACCGGGAUGGAAGCCAUGACUUCAUUGGGGAAUUUACCACGAGUUACAGGGAGCUAACAAAGGCCCAAAGCCAGUUCACAGUGUAUGAGGUUCUCAACCCUAGGAAGAAAUGUAAGAAAAAGAAAUAUGUCAAUUCAGGGACGGUUACACUGCUCUCCUUCACUGUGGAUUCGGAAUUCACUUUUGUGGAUUAUAUCAAGGGCGGGACACAGCUCAACUUCACGGUGGCCAUAGACUUCACGGCCUCCAAUGGGAACCCACUGCAGCCCACAUCUCUACACUACAUGAGCCCCUACCAACUCAGUGCUUAUGCCAUGGCACUCAAGGCUGUGGGAGAAAUCAUCCAGGACUACGACAGCGACAAGCUCUUCCCUGCCUAUGGUUUUGGAGCCAAGGUGCCCCCCGAGGGACGCAUCUCCCACCAGUUCCCUCUGAACAACAACUCUGAGGACCCAAACUGCGCGGGCAUUGAGGGUGUCCUGGAGAGUUACUUCCAGAGCCUUCGGACUGUCCAGCUCUAUGGUCCCACCUACUUUGCACCAGUUAUUAACCAGGUGGCCCGGGCUGCGGCCAAGGUCUCUGACGGCUCCCAGUAUUAUGUGCUGCUCAUCAUCACAGAUGGGGUGAUCUCAGACAUGACACAGACCAAGGAGGCCAUUGUCAGUGCCUCCUCCUUGCCCAUGUCCAUCAUCAUUGUCGGGGUGGGGCCAGCCAUGUUUGAAGCGAUGGAAGAACUCGAUGGCGAUGAUGUCCGUGUGUCCUCUCGUGGGCGCUAUGCAGAGAGGGACAUUGUACAGUUUGUCCCAUUCCGAGACUACAUUGACCGCUCUGGGAACCAGGUGCUGAGCAUGGCGAGAUUGGCAAAAGAUGUGCUGGCUGAGAUCCCGGAACAACUGCUGUCUUACAUGCGCACCCAUGAUAUCCAGCCUCGGCCUGCCCCCAAUGCCAACCCAAGCCCCACCUCCUUGCAGCCUUGAGGGGCUGGCCUGCCUGCCCUAUCGCUUCCUGCAUAGUCACUUAGAAGGCUGGAGUGAGCUGGGCUGGGCCCAGCUCCAGAUCCCAGAGCUGAAAGGGUCAGCCUCAUAUCAAGCUGCCCUCAGAGAAACCUGCCUCCAGAUGGUGGGUGGGGAUGACUGAGAAAGGCAUGCCACACCCUUCCCCCAAUCCCAACCCAUGCCAAGCAAGAAGGGUCCUGUGCCCUCAGCUGAGUCCAGCUACCACCAAGUCCUUAUGCCAAUAAUAAAGCUGAGCUUUACCCUCA